AUGGGCGUGAGGCAGGCCGUGUGGGCAGUGGCCUUCCUGGCAUCCCUCGCCCUCUUCCUCUACCAGGCGGCGCGGAGUGCGGUGGCCUACCUGGAACACCCACAUGUGGCUGCCAUGACGACAGUGGCAGAGGAGGCGGGGCCUGACGGUCGCCGUGGUGACAUGCUGUUUCCGGCGGUGACGAUCUGCAACGUGAACCGCUUCCGCUUCUCUGCGCUGACGGACGCGGAUAUCUACCACCUGGCCAACCUCACGGGCCUGCCACCCAAGAACCGCGCAGGGCACCGCGCACACGACCUGCAUUACCCUCCGCCCGACAUGCUGGACAUCUUCAACCGUACGGGGCACCAGAUCGAGGAGAUGCUGAAGAGCUGCAACUUCAGCGGCCAGAACUGCAGCGCCAAGGACUUCACCGUGGUGUACACCCGCUACGGUAAAUGCUACACCUUCAACAGCAACAAGGCGUCCCCGAAGCGAGCGCGGCAGGGGGGGAUGGGCAACGGGCUGGAGAUGAUGCUGGACAUACAGCAGGACGAAUACCUGCCCAUCUGGAGAGAGACCAAUGAGACGUCUCUAGAGGCUGGUAUCCGUGUCCAGAUCCACAGUCAGGAUGAGCCCCCCUAUAUCCACCAGCUGGGGUUCGGGGUGUCUCCCGGAUUUCAGACCUUCGUCUCCUGCCAGGAGCAACGGCUGACCUACCUGCCUCAGCCGUGGGGGAGGUGCCGCUCGGUGUCGGAGCAGGUGUUGCCGGGAUACCAGACCUACAGCGUCAGCGCCUGCAGACUCAGCUGCGAGAGCCACCAGGUCAUCACCCAGUGCAACUGCAGAAUGGUGCACAUGCCAGGUGAUGCUGCUAUUUGCCCUCCCAGCAAAAUCAAAUGUGUGGACAAAGCUCUAGCCUCCCUCCAGAAGAGUGAGGGCGAUGUGUGUCCGUGUGAGACGCCGUGUAACGUGACGCGUUACGGUAAGGAGAUGUCCAUGGUGAAGAUCCCCAGCAGAGGCUCCGCACGAUACCUCUCACGCAAAUACCACAAGACAGAGGAGUACAUCAGGGACAACUUCCUGGUGCUGGACAUCUUCUUUGAGGCUCUGAACUACGAGAAGAUCGAACAGAAGAAGGCCUACGAUGUAGCCGGACUAUUAGGAGACAUCGGUGGCCAGAUGGGCCUGUUCAUUGGAGCCAGCAUCCUCACCAUCCUGGAAAUACUAGAGUACAUAUACGAGGUGAUCAAGUACAAGAUCAAGAGGCUGUUCAGAUCCGCCAAGGGCCCACGAGGACAGCCCUCCCAGAACCACGUGGCAACAUGUCUGCAGAACCACACCGCAGUCUUGCAGAACCACACCGCAGUCUUGCAGAACCACAUGACAGAGUCCACCCUGCGCACCCAGCUAUCGGACGGCACCAUAGCCACGGUCCGGCUGGAGGACCUGAAGGCCAAGGAGGCGGGUGAAAUUACUCUAAACCACCAGCAGGGUGUGCUGUAUCCAACAUCACUCCUCCCCAACCACCACCAUCACAUCCAGCACAUCCAGCACCAGAUCCACCAGAACCACCAGCAGCAGCAGCAGCAAGCCCCACUGGACUACAGCUACUAG
Engraulis encrasicolus (European anchovy) is the source of this 1596-nucleotide messenger RNA. Its product is annotated as acid-sensing ion channel 4-A-like. Gene Ontology annotation, biological process: sodium ion transmembrane transport. The transcript has 13 exons. Gene Ontology annotation, molecular function: ligand-gated sodium channel activity. Lineage: Eukaryota; Metazoa; Chordata; Actinopteri; Clupeiformes; Engraulidae. Gene Ontology annotation, cellular component: plasma membrane. Bases 1 to 1596 code for a protein of 531 amino acids. The record is from RefSeq and is a predicted model, not a curated record.